Molecule: messenger RNA, 6634 nt
Organism: Silurus meridionalis
Lineage: Eukaryota; Metazoa; Chordata; Actinopteri; Siluriformes; Siluridae
Product: adhesion G protein-coupled receptor L1-like
Biological process (GO): cell surface receptor signaling pathway; heterophilic cell-cell adhesion; adenylate cyclase-activating G protein-coupled receptor signaling pathway
Cellular component (GO): postsynaptic density; presynaptic membrane; axon
Molecular function (GO): G protein-coupled receptor activity; latrotoxin receptor activity; carbohydrate binding
Source: RefSeq, a predicted model, not a curated record
ACACACACUCGCGCGCGUUCCCCCUGAUGCCCUGAGGUGGGGUAUUUGACGCCGCGAGCAGCGCGCGCGCCCGGAAGAUGGCGGCUUAUUAAACUUUCAUGUUUAUGCGCUCGAGCCCGGAGAGGAGAGAAGAAGGAAGAAAGAGAAGAAGAGGAGGAAAAGGAGAAUGGAGGACGGAUGCUGAGGCCAAGAAAGGGAGGAUACAGGAGAAAAGCUUGAAUAAAUUUAGAAGGAUUUCAAGUUGCUACGCCUGAGCGCUCCUCCUGGUCCCACCCCUAACUCCGCCCAUUACCAUGGCAGUGUCACUGUGGUUAUUGUGGAUAUGUGCCAUCUCUCUGAGCAGCAUCAGCCCCUCAGAACAAGCUCUGAGCAGAGCGGCAAUGCCCUUUGGUCUGAUGAGGAGAGAGCUGGCUUGCGAAGGUUACCCUAUUGAGCUUCGCUGCCCAGGAAGUGAUGUCAUCAUGAUCGAGACAGCCAACUACGGCCGCACCGAUGACAAGAUUUGCGAUGCUGAUCCGUUCCAGAUGGAGAACGUGCAGUGUUACCAACCAGACGCCUUCAAGAUUAUGUCUCACAGGUGUAAUAAUCGUACUCAGUGUGUGGUUGUUGCUGGAGCUGAUGUGUUUCCUGACCCCUGCCCCGGAACAUACAAAUCUGAAAUCCAGUAUGAGUGUGUUCCAUACAUCUUCGUGUGUCCGGGUGCUCUGAUCGGGGUUUUAGAGGCGAGUCUGGUGCGGGAGGCGGAGCAUCAGUCAGGGGCGUGGUGUAAAGACCCCCUGCAGGCUGCUGACAGGUUGUACGUGAUGCCGUGGACUCCGUAUCGCACAGACACGCUGUACGAGUACGCCUCCUGGAAUGACUACCAGCAAAACCGAGUCACCACUAGCUAUAAGUUGCCGAGUCGAGUGGAUGGCACCGGGUUUGUGGUGUACGAUGGUGCCGUGUUCUACAAUAAAGAACGGACCCGAAACAUUGUUAAAUAUGACCUACGGACCCGCAUCAAGAGUGGAGAGGCCAUCGUUACCAACGCCAACUCCCACGACACAUCGCCCUAUCGCUGGGGAGGGAAGUCAGACAUUGACCUUGCUGUUGACGAGCAUGGCCUGUGGGUCAUCUAUGCUACAGAGGAGAACAGUGGACGAAUAGUCCUCAGCCAGGUGAACCCGUACACAUUGCGUUUUGAGGGCACGUGGCAGACCGGCUUUGAGAAACGCAUGGCAUCGGACGCAUUUGUAGCCUGCGGGAUCCUGUACGCUGUUCGUUCUGUCUACCAGGAUGACGACAGCGAGGCGGGGGGAGAUUUUAUCCUCUACGCCUAUGACACUCGGCGAGAAAGGGCCGAGCCUGUAAGCAUCGCCUUUCCCAACCCGUACCAACACAUCUCGUCUAUCAGCUACAACCCUCGCGACAAUCAGCUGUACGUGUGGAACAACUAUAAUGUCCUACGCUACCCUUUGGAGUUCAGACCCCCACAACCCACUGCAGACCCUCUCUCCACACCCCUCCUGUCCUCCACCACCACAAUCUCUCCCGUCUCCUCCACAAUAUUUAUGGGCUUUAGUCCAAGCCCCCCACUUUCGGUGACGUUUAACCCAGCUGGUUCAAAAAACCGGGGCCGGCCCAUCACGGUCUCAAUGCCUGUGACGUUGCGGCCCCCGCGCCAGCCUCAAGGUCAUGUACCUAUGUGUGAGGAAAGAGUGAGCCGUGGUGUACAGUGGCCUCAAACACCCCAUGGAGAGAAUGUCCAGAGACCCUGUCCGAAAGGAUCACUCGGUUUAGCCUCCUACCACUGCAUGGCUGAUGAGGUGGUGUGGAAUCCCAGAGGUCCAGACCUUAGCAAUUGUACCUCACCCUGGGUCAACCAGGUUGCUCAAAAGAUAAAGAGUGGGGAAAACGCGGCACAUAUCGCUGCCGUGCUCGUCAAUCACACACGGGGACAGGUGUACGCUGGUGAUGUCACUUCCUCUGUGCGUCUGAUGGAGCAACUGCUGGACAUCCUGGACAUGCAGCUGCAGGCAUUACGGCCUGCCAACAAGGACUCAGCCGCACGCAACUACAACAAGCUGCAGAAGAGAGAGAGGACCUGCAGAGCGUUUAUACAGGCCAUGGUGCAGACGGCGGAUAACCUGUUGAGCUUGAAGGCGUUGGACUCGUGGCAGGAUAUGAACAUGACCGAUCAGUCUCACACUGCCACCAUGCUGCUGGACGUGAUGGAGAAAGGCUCCUUCCUGCUCGCCAACAACCUCUAUGAGGGGCGAUUUAGUGAGCGUGCACCCAAUAUUGAUCUGGAGGUUUAUGUCCUGAAUGCUGAUACUGAUAUUGGAGACCUGCAGUUCCCUCACUCAUAUGACAGUGACAGCACCAUCCAUCUUUCUGAAGCUACAAUCAAACAGUACAGCCGGAACGGUCAGGUGAAGGUGGUGUUUGCGCUUUAUAAAAACCUUGGGCUUUUCCUGUCCACCCAAAAUGCCACUGUGAAGACGGACGUGGAGCUGAAAUCAGGAGCGAGGACACUGGCUGUCAAUUCCCAUGUCAUCUCCGCCUCCAUGAAUAAGGAGUCCAGUCGUGUGUUUUUGACUGAACCUGUAAACUUUACACUGAGGCACCUGCAGUUAGAGAAUCAUUUUGGACCAAACUGUUCAUUCUGGAACUACUCGGAGCGCACCAUGACGGGUCAGUGGUCUUCUCAGGGUUGCAGGCUGGUCUACAGCAACAACACACACACCACCUGCUCCUGCUCACAUCUCACCAACUUCGCUCUGCUGAUGAGUCGCCAGACCCCCGCUUACACGAGCAGCGUGCAGGCGCACAUUCUGUUCGUCAUUUCCUGGGUGGGCAUGGCGAUUUCCUUGGUGUGUUUAGCGCUGUGUAUAUCCACCUUCUGCUGUGUGAAGGCUGUGCAGAGUGAGCGCACCACCAUCCACAAGAACCUGUGCCUCACUCUCUUCGUCUCGCAACUCCUCUUCCUCAUCGGCAAUGACCGGACCCACUACACCGUGGCAUGCCCAGUGCUCGCUGCCCUGCUGCACUUCUUCCUGCUCUCCGUGUUUUGUUGGUUGUGCGUCGAGGCCAUUCAGCUCUACGUGCUGCUGGUAGAGGUGUUCGAGAGUCCGUCCUCGCGCAGGAAGUACUACUACAUUGCUGCCUACGGCUUUCCUACUUUGGUCGUGGCCAUUUCUGCCUCCAUCGAUUACACCGGCUACUCCAGCACCACCAACUGCUGGCUACGUGUGGACGACUACUUCAUCUGGCUUUUCAUUGGCCCUGUCUCGCUUGUUAUCCUGCUGAACCUGGUGAUCCUAAUGGUCACGGUGCACAGAAUGAUCCGCCAUUCCAACGUACUCAAACCGGACUCCAGCCGCUUCGACAACAUCAAGUGUUGGACGGUGUGUUCAGUCACUCUGCUCUUGUUGGUGACGUUGACAUGGAUCUUCGGCCUGCUCUUCAUCAACGAGAACAGCGCACUUAUGGCCUACCUCUUCACAUCCUUUAACGCCCUGCAUGGUCUAUUUAUCUUCAUCUUUCACUGUGCGCUGCAGAAGAAGGUUCAGAAGGAGUACGCUAAAUGCUUCCGUCAGUCAUCCUGCUGCGGUCAUGUCUCAACCGGUGGCUCUCACGGCUCCCUGAAGAGCUCAGCGCACCGUGGGAACAACCGCUACUACAGCGGGGGGCAAUCGAGGCACAAUCAAGUGCACAGACAGAGUCGUAUCCGGAGGAUGUGGAACGACACAGUACGCAGGCAGACCGAGUCUUCCUUUAUGGCUGACCUGAACAACACGCCCACUCUCAACAGAGGAACUAUGGGGAAUCACCUCCUGGCCAAUCCCGUGCUGCAGACUCGCUCAGGCUCCUCCCCCUAUAACACACUGCUGGCUGAAACCUUUAACCCACCCUCACCUGCUGUCUUCAAUUCCACCGGUACCUUCAGAAAUUCAAAGGGCACUCUAUCCCGCAGUCGUGAGUCAUGUGGCUUGGAGCCUGUUCGUCUAAAUGGAAGCUACAACAACAGCUACUCUGUGCACGGUGGAAGUUCGGACCUGCUUGGCAGCGUCGCUGUGGGGGACGUCAGUCCUGCCCUUUUGACCCCCAGAGGGGCGGAGCCUCCAGGAGGCAUGAGGAGGAACCUCUCGGAUGCGGCAGCACUGGAGAAAAUGAUCAUCUCUGAGCUGGUUCAGAGCAACCUGCGUCCUCCUGCAGAUCGCUACAGCGGCAACACGGAUGUGGAGGCGGAGCCAAGGGAGUAUGCGAACACAGGGAUGGGCCACAGGGAGCCGCCCCAGCGUCCUCUGCCUCGCCCACCACCGCCGCCUCCACAAGAUGAAGAACCACUUUACAAGGUUUUAGAAAAGCCUCACCUUCCUGAGAAACCACGUGUUCCGGAGAAACCCCACGUGCCAGAGAAGCCCCGCCUCUUGGAGCACACACAGUCGGUGUUUUAUCAGAGUGAGGAGGACUCGGAAAGCUUUUCGGCUGAAAUUACAGACAGCGUGGGUGGAGUUGGGCCUGACUCCUCCUCCCUGUAUGCAAGAGACAGAGACUCGUCCUAUCCUGACAGCAGCCCUGAGGGCUUAGGGACUGAGCCUCGUUCAGCUUUGCCCCCUGAUGAAUUGUACUUCAGCACAGGUAGACACGCCCAUGUCUCUGCCUUCUACCAGCCCCCAUCCCGUCGGACCAAUGAGGAGAGUCGACUGGGGCUAGAAUCUUCAAAUGGAGAAGGCGAUGGACAGAUGCAGCUGGUGACGAGUCUGUGACUAGGGCGCUGGUGACCAGGACAUGGAGAUCUAGAGGAGGAAGAAACGGCAGUGAGAUCAUCAUCAUCAUCCAUGACUAUAGUACAGAACUACAGCACGCUAGUUAGUCAUUUAAAAGCUUGAGAUGAUCCUUGGUGCGCAAGUUUCGUAGUGUGAGUGCUAAUACGCCUACUUUCAAACAUAUCUUCCACUUUCAGUACCAGCCCAGUACCAAAAGUUCCAGUCAUGCAGCUAAUGACUGGAAUCAACAGAUGCUAAUAGCUCUUAUGCUAGCAGCACUGUUCUGUGAUUAUAAAACCAGGCCUUGUAUUGUAUUACCAAGGUCCAAAUCUCUAGGGUUCAAGGUUUGAUCUUAAGGGUUUUGAGGACUGUGCCCAUGGUUCUCCAUUAGGUCCCUCCUUUUGAUCACAUUCCAGUUAAUUUGGGCAUUGGAGAAAACUCCCACAAAGUGCCAUGUUGCUAUGUGACUGAAUGGUACAUGAUACAGGGUUAGUCCUGACUUCAGUACUCAAAUAAAUGAAUGUCCAGUGGGUUUGUUGGGAAAGAAGAAGACAUAGAGAGCUGCUUUAGAGGCUGGUGGGAAUCAAAUUGGAACAGGAACCCUAGGAACCUGUUUUAGCUGGUCCAGUGGAACAACUAACUAUAGCUAUCACACAGGUAUGUUAUUAAGUCCAUUGACGAAACUAAUUAUUUUCAUAGGCACAAUUAGGGAAUGAGACAGUGGGUGACUUGUGGUAUUUGAUUAAUCAGGGCACCCUGAAAAAGCACAUUUACCAAGAACCUGAUGAUGAUGAUGAUAAUGAUGAUGAUGAUGAUGAUGAUGUAGGCAAGGACAACAAUGAAGAAAGACGAUUAGCAUGGCUUCCUCCUCUGAGUCUCUGUCUCUUGGUCACCUCCACACUCACCCUGUCCAUCUUCACUGCCAUUCAUCAACUCUCUCUUCCUGUUUCUCUCUCUAUAUACUGUAUAUUUGUCUAUCAGAUAUCUCCAUCUCUCUGUCGUUUCUCUGUCGAAUUCCCUCGCUUGGCCUUCCAGUGUCCUCUCUUUCUGUCUCACUCGUUCUCUCAGGGUGGAGUGUUGGAUUUGCGACUUGGUUCUUAUUUGAUGUAUUGUUCGUUCGUUCCCUCUCUUUAAGCCCCUUUCAAAAGAAUGUGACGCCUCCUCUAGAGACAACAGAACAAAAACUUUUGACAUUGCCAAAAAAUCCUUUUUCAAGGGAACACACACACACACACACACACACACACACACACACAAACACAUAAACACACACGUGCAGACUUUCUUGCAUUCUAAGUGUUCACACUGAAAGGCCUUCCUCAAAGGUCAGGGGUCAGACAUUCAGUUUCAUUUGAAGGGGUCGUGACCUUGAACAGAGAUCCAGAACUGGUCUGCUCGGUUCGGUUUGCCCCAACCCAUAUAGACAUUUUCAGCACCACGGACCUCGGACACGCCCCCGGGGUCGUACCCGAGUUCACAGCUCCGCCCCUUUUUCUGGACUCGCUGGAGGCCGGGGUGGUGUGUGUAUCGUUGUGUAUCUGAUGUAAAUAUCGGUAAGAGAAUGAAAGUUUGAGAAACUGCUUCUUGUAAUAUGUACAAAUGUUACAAACAAAAGGAAAACAAAAUCACGUAAAAAAAAAAAAUGAAUACAUAAAUAACAAGGAUGUGUAGAAGACCUGAAUGAUACUCUACAUCUUUUACUAGUCUCUCCCUCUGUCUCUCUCUCAUCCUUUCUUUCUGUCUUUUCUAUCUUCUUUCAUCGUUCCUCCCUUUUUUGCUCUUCCUGUCUGAGAGGGGGACAGACGGACAGGGUUUUGUUAAAGAGAUAGACAUACACAAAUGUGUUUUUAUAAAAGAAAAAAAUAAAGAAGUCAAACACCUGG